AGAAGAUUGAAAUGUCAAAUGAGAGUGGAACUAAAAAGCUAACAGGCUGGGAACUUUAUGAAGCUUUAGGUAGACCAAAAAAGAUUGUAGCUCCUAUGGUUGAUCAAUCUGAACUCGCUUGGAGAAUUCUCUCACGUAGAUAUGGUGCUACAUUGGCUUAUACACCUAUGAUAAAUGCUAAACAAUAUUCGCAACUGAAAACUGAUUCAAGUAAAAAGAUUUGGUUUGAUAAGAUCAACAAUGAAGAAGGUGCUGAUAAUCUUGAUAGACCAUUGAUUGUGCAAUUCGCUGCCAACGAUCCUAAAUUACUUUUAGAAUCAGCUAAAGACUUACAAGGUAAAUGUGAUGCUGUCGAUUUAAACCUCGGUUGUCCACAGCAUAUCGCUAGACGAGGUCGUUAUGGCUCCUGGUUACAGGAUGAAUGGGACUUGAUACAUAGUUUGAUUAACACGUUACAUGAAAAUCUUCAAGAUAUACCUGUUACAGCAAAGUUUAGAGUAUUUGAUGACGUCAAUCGUACAGUAGAGUAUGCAAAGCUUUUGGAAAGUGCAGGGGCCCAAAUAUUGACCGUACAUGGUCGCACUAGAGAAAUGAAAGGACAUAACACAGGACUUGCAGAUUGGGAGAAGAUUAAAGCAGUUAAAGAUGCAGUUAACGUCCCAGUAUUUGCUAAUGGUAACAUACUCUAUCAAGAAGAUAUCGAAAAAUGUCUUAAAGCAACAGGUUGUGAUGGUGUCAUGUCAGCAGAGGGUAAUUUGUACAACCCAGCAAUUUUUAGUGAGAAAGCUAGUCAUCCAUAUGUCGUCAAAGUUGCAAAGGAAUAUCUGGAUAUAGUGGAUUCAUUAAAGACGGAAACAUCAGUUAGUGCUCAAAAAGCUCAUCUAUUCAAAAUAUUCAAACCGUGUUUGAGCAAAUGGACAGAUUUACGUGAUAGGUUGGGCAAAGGACAGCCUAAGGAUUGGCGAGGAAUAGUUGAAGAGUUCGAAACGAGGAUAAAGUCGGAUGCAGAGUUCAAGAACGAAGAUGAACUUUCGGAUGUAAAAGAUUUAGAUGAACAAGGAUAUAGAACUGUACCAUACUUUUAUGCUCAACCAUAUCUGCGUCCAACCAAUGUAGAUAAUAUUGAGGUUGAACAGAAUAUCGACGUAAAACAACAGAUUGAAAACGAUAUAGUUCCACAAAGGGAGCAUCUAGCUGUGAAAGAGACACCCGUAUGUGUUGGUGAAAACUGUACAGCUGCAGCAUUUCAGAAAUGUACGCGUCAAGCUUGCUUAAGCUGCUGUAGAUUAUUUGGAAAAAACAUAGGUUGUGAAGUACACGAAGAAAAGCAAAAUAAACGUAAAGAAACCAGGGAAAUUAAGAAGCAAAAUUAUAGAGAGAGAAAAAAAGCUAGAAUAGGAAAGUAGAUUUUUCAUUAUCACCCGAUGAGGUAACUUCCUAAAUAAGCGGAUGAUUAAUUAUUACCUUAAACAUGUAUCUU
Wallemia mellicola CBS 633.66 is the source of this 1480-nucleotide messenger RNA. Its product is annotated as Dus-domain-containing protein. Gene Ontology annotation, molecular function: tRNA dihydrouridine synthase activity; flavin adenine dinucleotide binding. The record is from RefSeq and is a predicted model, not a curated record. The coding region runs from base 12 to 1406 and encodes 464 amino acids. Lineage: Eukaryota; Fungi; Basidiomycota; Wallemiomycetes; Wallemiales; Wallemiaceae. The transcript is spliced from 6 exons. Gene Ontology annotation, biological process: tRNA processing.